This is a messenger RNA of Arabidopsis lyrata subsp. lyrata, 2503 nucleotides long. RefSeq names its product LEAF RUST 10 DISEASE-RESISTANCE LOCUS RECEPTOR-LIKE PROTEIN KINASE-like 1.2. The record is from RefSeq and is a predicted model, not a curated record. Bases 410 to 2365 code for a protein of 651 amino acids. The transcript is spliced from 4 exons. Gene Ontology annotation, biological process: protein phosphorylation. Gene Ontology annotation, molecular function: polysaccharide binding; ATP binding; protein kinase activity. NCBI's taxonomy places the organism in Eukaryota, Viridiplantae, Streptophyta, Magnoliopsida, Brassicales, Brassicaceae.
UUUGAAGUUUCUGCUAGUAGACCGACGACUCUAACCGACCCUCUCUUGAACAAACAAAUCUUUUUUACAGAAACCCCAUCAUACUUCCAUUACAAUGAUUUUUCCAGUUUUAAAAAUAACAAUUAUUAAGAGCCCUAAAUUUCCCAUUACGAUUUUUUUCUUUGUGGGGUCAUCUUCAACCUCAGAGUCAGAGGCUCAAAGAGACAAAUUAAAAGUUUCAGUUUUUAAGUCAAAUUGCAGUCUUUAUUUUCUUUACACCAAGAAAAAUUAGUAUUAUACUCUUUGCGCACACUAGUUGAGCAAACUUUUUUAACUCUCACCCACUCCUUUGAAACUCUUUGAUUUCUUUCUGUUUUGUUCUCUUCUUCUUGUUUCUUCUUCAUCUAAUUUUUUUCUCCUUACCCUAAAAAUGGAUCAUUCAACACCAAGUUUACUCUACACAUCUAUCUUCUACUUCACAAUAAUAGCAACUCAAACCCUCUCUCUUGAUCCAAAGUUCAAGGCUUGUGAGCCGAAAUCAUGCGGCAGAGGUCCCGAGAUCUCUUAUCCAUUCUAUCUAUCUGGAAAGCAAGAAUCUUUUUGUGGUUAUCCAAGUUUUGAACUCGCUUGUGAUUAUGAACAAAAGCUCCCUGUUCUCGGGAUCUCUGGUGAGGAAUACGUCAUCAAGAACAUAUCGUACUUGACACAGUCAUUUCAGGUCUUGAACUCAAAGGCGUCUCAUGAUGAUCCAUGUCCCAGCCCUCUGCACAAUCUUACCCUGCAUAGGACUCCUUUCUUUGUGAACCCUUCUCAUAUCAACUUCUCCAUACUUUACAAUUGCUCCGAUCACCUGCUGGAGGAUAUUAGGACAUACCCUCUUACUUGUCCUGGCAACACGAGUCGUCUUCGAUCUGUUGGGAUCUUUGACAGGAGGAAACUUGAAAAAGAGAAAAAAAUUGCAUCCAUGUCGUGCCAGAAACUAGUCGAUGUUCCUGUUUUAGCUAGUGACGAGUCUGAUGUGAUGGGUAUGACUUAUGUUGAGAUAUUGAAGAGGGGUUUUGUUCUGAAUUGGACUGCAAACAGUUGCUUCCGCUGCAUCACCAGCGGCGGGAGAUGUGGAACUGAUCAACAAGAAUUUGUUUGCUUGUGUCCUGAUGGACCUAAUAUUCAUGAUACUUGCACGAAUGGCAAAAAUGGUAAAAGAAGAAGAGUGAUGGUGAAAAUUCUCAUAGGUGCUUCCGCUGCCGUCGCGGGAUUAAUAGCUGCGAGCAUCUUUUGGUAUGUGUAUCAUCGUAGAAAAACAAAAAGUUACAGAACUUCUUCAGCAUUGCUUCCAAGAAACAUCUCAUCAGAUCCAUCUUCAAAGUCUUUUGACGUUGAGAAAGCAGAGGAACUAUUAGUCGGAGUUCAUCUUUUCUCUUACGAAGAGCUUGAAGAAGCCACUAAUAACUUCGACCCAUCUAAAGAACUCGGUGAUGGAGGCUUUGGUACUGUUUAUUACGGCAAGCUUAAAGAUGGAAGAAGCGUAGCUGUGAAACGGUUAUACGAUAACAACUUCAAAAGAGCAGAGCAAUUCAGGAACGAAGUUGAGAUCUUAACUGGUUUACGCCAUCCAAACCUCGUGGCUCUCUUUGGAUGCUCCUCAAAACAGAGCCGGGACUUACUGCUAGUGUAUGAGUAUGUUGCAAACGGCACGUUAGCUGAUCAUCUACAUGGUCCACAGGCUAACCCGAGCUCACUUCCUUGGUCUAUUCGGCUCAAGAUCGCUGUUGAAACUGCAUCUGCGUUGAAGUAUCUCCACGCCUCCAAAAUCAUCCACCGUGAUGUUAAAUCCAACAACAUCCUUCUCGACCAAAACUUCAAUGUCAAGGUUGCGGAUUUUGGACUCUCUAGAUUGUUUCCUAUGGAUAGAACGCAUGUAUCAACCGCUCCACAAGGAACCCCAGGCUACGUAGACCCGGAUUACCACUUAUGCUAUCAACUCUCCAACAAAAGCGACGUGUACAGCUUUGCAGUAGUGUUAAUGGAGCUUAUCUCCUCGCUUCCAGCAGUUGACAUCACAAGACCGCGCAACGAGAUCAACCUUUCAAACAUGGCAGUCGUUAAAAUCCAGAACCACGAGCUCCGCGACAUGGUGGAUCCAUCACUCGGGUUUGACACGGAUACAAGAGUGAGACAGACGGUGAUCGCCGUCGCUGAACUGGCGUUCCAAUGCUUACAGUCGGAUAAAGAUCUUAGGCCAUGUAUGUCACACGUGCAGGAUACGCUGACGAGGAUACAGAACAAUGGGUUUGGUUCGGAAAUGGAUGUUGUAGAUGUGAACAAGAGUGGACCGUUGGUUGCACAGUCUCCUGAUAGUGUCAUUGUGAAAUGGGACAGUAAGUAAAUUAGUCGCACGGCCUAACAUUUGUAUGUGUUCAUUAUUUUAUGUUUAAGAUUGUCAAUUAACAGUUAGAGAUUGGUGUUUGUGUUCUGUAUUAGUAGAUGAUAUUUUUGGGAAUGUAUAUAUGAUCUUGUUCCGAUU